UUUAACAACAGGAAGUAAAGAAACAGUUGAGUGUACUGUAGUCGGUGGGUAUGCUAAAUGUUUCGGCUGUACUGUGGUGCAAAAUCUCCGCUGAAGCUGGUGUUUUUAUCCGGCAGAAAUAUGUCGAUAGCGCCCACUGACCGUGGACCGGCGGGCGGUGACCAAAGCACCGACAACAGGUCGAUUCACUCGGACACCGUGGAGGAGGUCCAUAACAUCCCGAUGCAGGUCAUCAUCAGACCGUUUCCUCUAGUGCUGGACGAGCACAAAGUCCAGAGCCUGAUGGACACAAUAAGGGAGACGGCAGACAUCGGCGUUGUUCCUCCUAUUGAUGUGCUCUGGAUCAAAGGCAGAGAGGGAGGAAAUUACUACUACUCCUUUGGAGGCUGUCACAGGUUUGCUGCCUAUCAGAGGUUGAACAUGCAGACCAUUCCAGCAAAGAUCAUCAAAUCUAACAUCUCAGACCUAAGCACUUACUUGGGGGCUUCAACGCCUGAUCUGCGGUGAUGCUGGAGCAGCUUGGAGCUUUCCACCCCACCCCCCGCUUCAAAUGUACUUGCCUCAGGUGGAUCAUACAUAAUAUGGCUGUAACUCUCCUGUUGAUGACUGCAGAGUGAAGGCUUUGCCAGCAGGGGGAAAUGUAGCUCUUUAGUUAAAUAUGUUACAUUUUGUCAUUUGAAACAGCUUAAAUGUAUGCAUGUUAAUCAUGUGAUAGCUUUAAUGUUGCCAAAUACCAUCUGCACAUACAAAUUUAACAGUUUUCUUAAAGUUCUUUAUUUAAAAAAUAUGACGGCUGAGAUUGGGCUAAGAUAAGUUUUUAAAAAAAAUUUUUUUUACUUAAAUCGACUAAUAGCGUGAAAGUAUGAAAGAGAAAAUGAAUUUAGCACAUCUUCAUCUUGGCUAUAAAAUGAAACCUUAGCAUCGAGCCCAAUAACGAUAGACAAAAGUGAGAGUGUCAAUCAUCUUACUUCAUGUAAGGAGAAAGGCUAGAAAACAAGGUACCAACUAUUUCAUAAACCCAACUUUAGAAGUAUAACCCUAUAUAAAAUUAUUUACAACAAGCUGGUUUUAUUGGUGAUCAUGGAAUAAAUAUUACAACUAAUGUACCUACAUUUAUUAAUAAUUUAUUAAUGAUUCAUUUUUUAAAAAGAAAUAAACACCAGUCUUAAAUUAACUGAACCUUUUAUCCUUUUGCUUUUUUCCAGUCUGCAUUCUCAGCUGUUUGCUAAUAUCAUAAAGAUGAUGUGAAGAUGAUUUUUAUAAUAACAAACCUCUUAAACAGUGACAAAAACACAAAAAUGCUACAAAUGUAUAUUAUUCAAAGCUGCAAAAAAUUGUAAAGAGAAUACGACUUGCAUCUAUUUUUUGUUUUUAAAAGCAUGUAGAGUCCCUAUUUCCUCUUAUUCCAUCAUCCUCUAUGGUGUCACAACUCUGCUUCAUCUAAAUCUUUGCAUAUUUAAUGCCAGUUACUCAUUAUUUUGAUGCUAGUUGUCUGUGGAUGCUCGGAUGCAAGUAGUGGAUCAGCUCACCCCCGCUCAGCCUUUAAGUGAUGAAGCAGUUGUUUCAGCAGUGUGUUUAUUCUGUAAACAUAAUCGAGUAACCCCCCCAGUGGAAGAUGGUUGGAGAUGAUCAGGUGUUUUCACAGCAGACAUUUUUACUUGUCAAA
Molecule: messenger RNA, 1666 nt
Organism: Oreochromis niloticus (Nile tilapia)
Lineage: Eukaryota; Metazoa; Chordata; Actinopteri; Cichliformes; Cichlidae
Gene: srxn1
Product: sulfiredoxin 1 homolog (S. cerevisiae)
Exons: 2
Coding region: 58-507 (149 amino acids)
Biological process (GO): cellular response to oxidative stress
Cellular component (GO): cytoplasm
Molecular function (GO): sulfiredoxin activity
Source: RefSeq, a predicted model, not a curated record